AUGGCAAUGCAAUUCAUUGGGAGCCUCUCAGAUGCCCCAGGCUCUUCCGCCUUACUCAAAGCAAGGGCCAUCGGAGAGCUUGCAACCGCGGAUCCUUCCAAUCUCGAAAUCAUCCAGGCUUGUCUGUUGCUAGCGAUUGCCUUCCACGGCCAGAACGAGCUUCAGGAAAGCGCGCAGUAUCUCAAAAAGGCAAUCGACGGUGCACUGGGCGGAGCUUUGUAUAUGACCGACAGUGACGAUCUAAAGCCCGCCGACGCCAUCAUAGCAGAAAGUGCAAGGCGGACAUGGUGGGAGCUUUGGGUGAUCGAAGCCUUCAUGAUCAUGCUACACCAUUCUAGCAUGUUCCGAUGUGGUAACAUAGUGUCAACACCCUGCCUCCCCUGCGAGGAUUCUUUGUAUAGUAAGGGAGUGACGCUGCACAACAACCCAUUGCCAGCACAAUACUCAGCAAGGGUAUUCUUCGAACCGGAGCCCGACUUUAGCUCGUACGCGCACCGCAUUGAGGCAGUGCGGGCAAUUUCGCGAUCCUUCAACACCAAAGCCGAUGAUGUUGUCUCACCAAGCAGUAUGAAAGCUAUGGACAAUGCAAUAUCCAGUUGGCUCCAUCAUCUACCACAAGAAAAAUCAAGUGCGGUCAGGCAGGACGGGCACGUUGACGAGCUAAUGUUACAAGCGCAGCUUUUCGUCCACCUAGCGGCUAUACUGACACACCUCCCUCGCAGCGGCUUACCGCUCACGAUCCAAGCCUCAUGCGUCUCGAACAUGACAAGCAUAUCCCCUGCUUCGCAACAAUCUGCACUGAAAGCACAGGCGUCGGCAAAUGAGAUUAUUUCAUUAGCAGCUUUGCCUACAAAUACACACUCUCCGCUGACCGUCUGCUGUCUUGUCUUUGCUUGCGCGGCCCAGCUCUCCGCUGCGGCGGCGGCUCCGCAGGGCUCACUUAUUGAAUAUCAGGAUUCGGUCACCAUGGCUAUGGGUGUGAUCAAGUCUAUUGGUAGGACCUGGGAGCUGGGACUCUGCGCGCUACGACGCCUCCGUCCAGUGGCGGCUCAGGUCUUUCACGUCACUGAAACAGCCGCAAUUGGCGAUCAGAACACGAUCACUACAGGCGACACUCCACAACAGUAUAGCGGUACUGAUCCUGCUAUACCUAUAGACUUGAGUGACUUCGAUUGGUCGAAAUUCCUCGAAGAUCUCCAAGACCAAUUUUUGGAUACGAUAUCCGGGUAG
Recurvomyces mirabilis is the source of this 1230-nucleotide messenger RNA. RefSeq lists its product as uncharacterized. The transcript is spliced from 2 exons. Bases 1 to 1230 code for a protein of 409 amino acids. Lineage: Eukaryota; Fungi; Ascomycota; Dothideomycetes; Mycosphaerellales; Teratosphaeriaceae. The record is from RefSeq and is a predicted model, not a curated record.